This is a messenger RNA of Danaus chrysippus (African queen), 525 nucleotides long. Lineage: Eukaryota; Metazoa; Arthropoda; Insecta; Lepidoptera; Nymphalidae. The record is from the annotation of a GenBank genome assembly.
AUGGUGAGAGAUCAGAAUAUGUUACGCAAGAAAAAAAUCCUAAACGAUUCUAAAUGUAUUUUAAACGAGACGUUAAGUAACGAUUACGAAGUUCUGUCGUCAGCGGUGUCAGAAUCUAAAUAUAUUUUCACGGGCCGUGUCCUCAGCGUCAGGAAGAUAAGGCGAGGUAGCAAACUUAGACCGAGAAUAUUCAUGUCCUACAAACUAUAUAUACGGUUGAUAAUGAAAGGGGAUGUGGCGGAGUUGAAAAGUCACGUUUUGUUAGGAGAUGGUCGGACUUUGAAUGGGGCAAUUGUGAUUGUUGACUGGCUGCGAACGAGUAAGUGCGCUUAUAAAUUAUACAGACAUUCUUCAGGCAUAUUUUUGAGCGACGGCUUUUACGAGAAGUACAGCUGGAAGAUGCCUCGACUUCGAUUAUUGUACGAGCCACUACCACUGUCACUUUACGAUUUGGACAGAGUGAAUGCCGCAUUAAAAGGUAAAUGUUUACAAUUCUAUUAUGUUAAGUUUUAUGUCACUAACUGA